This is a messenger RNA of Caretta caretta (loggerhead turtle), 1852 nucleotides long. It is a transcript of the gene GFUS, whose product is annotated as GDP-L-fucose synthase. Gene Ontology annotation, molecular function: GDP-L-fucose synthase activity. NCBI's taxonomy places the organism in Eukaryota, Metazoa, Chordata, Testudines, Cheloniidae. The record is from RefSeq and is a predicted model, not a curated record. Gene Ontology annotation, biological process: nucleotide-sugar biosynthetic process.
CCGGACUCCAUUUCCCAGCGAGCCCCGCGGGCUGCGACCUGCGAGCGACCCGGACUCGGGGCUGGCGGAAGCGGAGCCGGGUCCGGGAGGGAGCGGCCGGCCGGCGCGGGACAGAUUUUGUAGCCAUGGCGGAGCCGGCAGGAAUGAAGCCAAAGCGCAUCCUGGUAACCGGUGGCACCGGACUGGUGGGGAGAGCUAUUGAGAAGGUGGUCGCUGAUGGAGAGGGCAGGCCAGAUGAGGAAUGGAUCUUUGUGUGCUCCAAGGAUGCUGACUUAACGAAUGCUGCUGAGACCAGAGCCCUGUAUGAGAAACACAGACCCACCCACGUGAUCCACUUGGCAGCCUUGGUGGGAGGCCUCUUCAAAAACAUCAAAUACAACCUGGAUUUCUGGCGGAGAAACGUGCACAUCAACGACAACGUCCUUCACUCAGCGUACGAAUUCGGGGUGCAGAAAGUCGUCUCCUGCCUUUCCACCUGCAUCUUCCCGGACAAGACCACCUAUCCUAUCGAUGAGACCAUGAUUCACAAUGGGCCCCCGCACAGCUCCAACUUCGGGUACUCGUAUGCCAAGAGAAUGAUUGACGUUCAGAACAGGGGGUAUUUCGAACAGCACGGCUGCCGAUUCACCGCCGUGAUCCCCACCAAUGUCUUUGGACCUCACGAUAACUACAACAUUGAGGACGGGCAUGUCCUUCCGGGACUGAUCCAUAAGGUGUACCUGGCAAAGAAAAAUGGCACGGCUCUCACUGUCUGGGGGACAGGGAAGCCCAGGAGACAAUUCAUCUACUCUCUGGACCUGGCACGGCUCUUCCUCUGGGUCCUACGGGAGUACGAUGAGGUGGAGCCCAUCAUCCUGUCAGUUGGAGAAGAGGACGAGGUGUCUAUCAGGGAAGCCGCGGAGAGCGUCGUGGAAGCCAUGGACUUCAAGGGAGAACUCAUUUUUGACACGACGAAAUCCGAUGGCCAGUUCAAGAAAACAGCCAGCAACGGCAAGCUGAGGCGGUGCCUGCCCGACUUCCAGUUCACGCCGUUCAAACAAGCUGUGAAGGAAACUUGCGACUGGUUCAAGGUGCACUAUGACAUCGCCCGGAAGUGACCAGCGCCCCAAAGCCAUUGUGAUGAUUGGCCAGCACUGCCCUGGAGGUUCCUCUGAGACUCAGGGUUUUCCUUUGCUGGAGCAGAGGAGGGGACGCGUGAGGGCAUUCGGGGCUGUGAAAUGAUGGUGGAGAUAGAUACAGCUUUUCCAAAGUAGAAUUUGAGAGUGGGGUGGGGAGAUAAGCUCAGCAAACGUGAGUGAGAAAUACCCUGUCUUUCUCUGUGACACAGGACUCACUACUAGUCAUCUCAGCCAGCCAGGGGCGUAGAACUUCAUGGGGUGGAAUGGGGAGAAACUCUCUGUUCAGGGAUCAAAGUGAAUCUUGGUUAAAAGGUUCCAAAAAUGCAAAGAAUGAGGCUCCUCCCCACCCCCCCGCUUCCAACAUUCCUCUCUGUGGUUAUAAAUAUCCCAGGAACUGCAGAUCAAGCUUAGGUCAAAAGGAGUUUAGUAAGGGAAGUCUUGCCUAGUCCGAACCCCCUGGGCCUUCCCCCAAAGGCGGUGCCCUGGGAGAGGCUGGAGGGUUGGACCUUCCUGUUGAGGUACCUGGAAGUUUACAUGCUGCCUCUGCAUCAUUGACUGAAUAUUUUUUAAAAUAGACAGAGCCCCCUCUCCGUCAAACCUCAUCACUGUUCUCGCUGGAUCCCUUUCCCUUGCCUGUGCUGAUGCCACCUCCUGUUACGCUGUAAUUGGUCAGGCUGCCAAUCAAGUGUAAAGCCGUCUGUAGUUAGGUUCAGAAUAAAUCAGAGCUGACUUUC